This is a messenger RNA of Cherax quadricarinatus, 7322 nucleotides long. RefSeq names its product integrator complex subunit 1 (gene IntS1). Gene Ontology annotation, biological process: U2 snRNA 3'-end processing. The record is from RefSeq and is a predicted model, not a curated record. Gene Ontology annotation, cellular component: integrator complex. Lineage: Eukaryota; Metazoa; Arthropoda; Malacostraca; Decapoda; Parastacidae.
AAGCAGGGAGCUAUACAACGCAAGCCGUUAGUGACCUUUACAUACCCAACAACACCAGGAUAAGUUUUCAUUUCUCUGUUAAACUGAUUUUCUUUGCUUGUUGUUUAGUCUUUUGGUGUAAAUACAAUGUGAACUUGGCCUAAAGACAUAAGAACAGCAUAACUAAGCCUUGUAGGUCACGUUCCAUACCACAGAAAGGUAACGUUAAUCCAGGAUUGACACCAACAGGACACUCCAACAGGACACUCCAACAGGACACUCCAACAGGACACUCCAACAGGACAUCCGUGCAGAGUAACCUCAGAGUGUUCCACUAGACACAGUAGACCAGGUAACAAUGUAGUGUAGCACUGUCCUGGUGACAACAGUGUGUACUACAAUGGAGCGUAAAGGCCCCCGGGGAGCCAAGCCCAAGAACGUGCCACUACCUGGUAACCUGAUAACACUUGGCAACAAGUCUGGCCGGAGUGACACUCAGAUAGACAAGAAUUCCAGUCACGGGUCAUCAUUUGUUGCUAGUAAGUCAUCAGGGGCCUCUGGUGACCGAGUUCGAGAUGGAGGAACCGGGACAUCUGGCAUACUGGGAAAGAAGCCCAAAACGGGAUUUGGAGCUGGGUCGGGUGUUGUCCGACCUGGAGUGGCAAAGCAAACUUCGGUGGAUAUGGUGAACUUGCUCAGUGAAGAGUGGGAAAAUGUAGCAACAGAGACAGAUCCCAAUGAUCUGAUUCCUUUCAUUGAGGCCGGGGAAGACUACAUGGACAGCUCUGAAAUGUACUUGUGUGGCGCUGUGAAAAGUCUUCGAUCUCAGAGGACUAAGCCUGACAACUUGCUGUGCUUCUCUCUCAUGUACCUGGUGAAAGUUAAGCCUCAUCUGUUUAGUAGAUCAGAUAUGGUGGUGGAAGCCUUCUGCUCACUGUUAAAAAGAGAUCAUUCGAUGACCUAUAAAUCGAAAGGCAAUGCAGCUGUGUCUGUUUUAGCUGCAAAUAUUCUUCUUGCAGCUUUCCAAGAAGAAAAGUCCUGGCCAGAUAUAUUUGUUCGUGUUUAUAUUGAAGAUUCUCUUGGAGAACGUGUGUGGGUUGACCACGAAGAUUGUAAGGGCUUUGUCGACAACAUUGCCACAGCAUUCAAGACAAAAAUGCCUCCAAAAAGUCUCUUGUAUCCUGACCAUGGUAUUGGAAGUCGACAGGACUGCCCGUCUCCUCCAGUGUCUGGAGGCUCCGGAGGAGCUGAUUCUGGUGAUGGUGACUCCGAGUUGUCCCUUGAAUGUAAGGAGAGUCUGGACGUUAGUGUUACUAAUCGCUAUUCAGGGGUGAUGACAGAAGUAGAAGAAAUGGUCAUGGAAGCUGUACAGCACCAGCUUGGGGUGAGGCAUCAGAGCCCUGAUGCUGUGGCUCGGAAUUUUAUCCGCUUUCUGUCUUCUGUGUGCGGUAUUCUGGAAGUGCGGAGGCAUGUUGCUCCAAGACUAGAAAUGUGGCUUCAGAGUCCAAAGCUCCAGAGACCAGCUACAGAGCUACUUAUGUCUUUAUGUCUGAAUUGCAACACUCACACUCAGCUAGACGUUGAGUGCAUCAGUCAUAUAAUAAGAAUUCGCUUGAAACACAAACCUCUUAUCAACCAAUACAUGUCUUGCUUAAAAGAACUUCUUGCAGCCCACCCUGACAAUAUUCCCUCAGUCAUGAAGCAUACGUUAUACAAUGAAUUAUCACAAGCAAGAAACCCAAGCAAUAUGAAUAUCUUGUCAGUUAUUUUCCAGUUUGCACCAGAACAUGCUGCUAUCAUACUUGCAGAAGAGUUCCAGGAACUUCUUUGUAACAGAGAGGAUUUUCUUAGAGCCCUCAGAGCUCUAUUGCGUGAGAUUGUGCGAGCUUUACGGCACGAUAUGCAAUUCCAAAAGUUUUGCCUUGGACUCAUGAAGGAUCGCAAGGAUCCCUCAUUUCGAGAAAGUUUUGAAUUUAAAGAGAGAAUGUUUCACAGUAUUACAGAUCUUAUAGUGCUUACUGUUUUUGUAGCCAUUUCUCCACAGGUGAGAGAAAGUGCUGCACAGAUGUUUAGAGGUGAACACAGAGACCCUGAAUCAGUAAGACGAUACCAGGAAAUGGUGGCAUGUAUACAAAGGGAUGCUGUUCAUUGGCUUUACAGAGUGGUUCCCAAGUGUUAUAAUCCAAGCAAAGAAGAGUUUAAUCGUUGUCUUCAUAAAAUCCUUAUGUUUGAACAAGCAGAAGUUUACUUCAUUAAAGACAACUGGCCUACAGAAAAUGAUCGACCAUUAUAUUUUAGGCUUACCUCAGAAAUCUCUGUGAAGCAAGAAACUCUGACGAGGCUGCUUAUGAUAGCUGUAAUGAAGGAUCAGUGGAUGAAAUCUCAGGAUUUGCUAGAAUUAGUUGACAAGCUUAUCAAGAGAGCUACAGCUCUUCAUAAUGAUGAUAUGGAAGUCUUACGCCUUGAAGACACAAAAAUUGUAGAACUGAUAUUCAAUCUUUGUCCUUACAUACCACCUGAGAAUUCUCCUCUACCUCAAGGGUACAGGCCUCCAAAGACUGCCAUUGCUAAUUUGUAUUGGAAGUCGUGGAUAAUGCUUCUGCUCAUAACUGCCCAUAAUCCAACUGUCUUUGGGCUUUUGGCAUGGGAGUCAUACCCAACUCUGCGCACGCUCAUGGAAAUGUGUAUCACUAAUUCCUUUGUAUUUCCACCACCUACAUUAGCUUCUGGAGAGAAAGGUGAAGAAAUGACUACCCAGGAAAUGCAUCUUUGUGCCCUUGAACGUCAGCAGAUAUUGGAUUUUGAGUCUCACUUAGCUCAGAAGACAAUCACAGAGCAAAACAGUCUACUUCUCAGUCAAUUAAUAACUAUGGAUCCUACUGGGCCAGCUCGUAAACCUCCUGUUAUUGUUUUAGAGCAGUUGAAAGCUCUUAAUACCUCUCACAAAAUUGGACACCUUCUCUGUCGUAGCCGAAAUCCAGAUUUUUUGGUGGAUAUAAUUCAGCGACAAGGAGCCUCUCAGAGCAUGCCAUGGUUGGCAGAAUUAGUACAGAGUAGUGAAGGUGCUUUCUCUGUACUCCCAGUGCAGUGUUUAUGUGAAUUUUUACUCAGUGAAGCUGGUACAGGAAACAGUGGAGAAGGAGCAACAAGGCACCAUCAGCUGUUACAGCAUUUGAGAUCUUUGCUGCGUGCACCCCGUCAAGAAGAUGGUGUCAGUGUAGAAAUUCUUGAAUACUUUUUGAGACGCCUAAGUUCCCAGCAAGCUUUGGCUCGUACACAGGCUGUGCGUGGCCUGCAGCUGGUGGUGGCUCCCCUUAGUGAUCCUAUGGAAAUUGAUAAUGACACCCAUGCACCACAUGCAUGGCUGCUUCAACAUCUUCCUAACUUGCCAGGCUUUGAUUUGGUCCAAGGAGUUGCAAGUCAAGCCCUUCGUGCUGCGUGUCAGAUUGAAACUGACCCUCAUGCUGUUAGUGCUUAUAUUCGUUUUUUGGCUGUACACACUAGAGAUGAUCCACUUCAAGAUCAGGCUGAAUUAGUUCAAGAUAUGGCACAGCUGAUUGUAGAAAGAUGCACAAUGAUCUUAGCUAUUUUACCAAUGCCAGACCGUCCAAACCAACCAUUUCCUCAUGCCCAUAGCACACUGAAAGCUUUGCUUAUUAUUUUUAUUAAUUACAUGCGUGGGGUUCGAUUGCCACCACGAGAAUCUUUCACCUGGUCAGAGAGUCAAGAUCAGGUGCGUGUACAGUGGGCGUCUGGGGAACAGGCAGUUAUGCAUAUACUUGUUGUUCAUGCAAUGGUGAUUCUUCUGACUCAUGGUCCUGACAAUAGUCCAGAUCUCUUUCAUGAGCUACUAACUACUUGGUUCCCAGAACACGAGGAAAUGCCACAAGCUUUUCUCGUAGAUACAUCAGAAGAAGCUCUUCUCCUUCCUGAUUGGCUCAAACUCAAAAUGAUCAGAUCCACGGUGUCCCAGCUUGUUGAUGCAGCUCUGAAGGAUUUGGAGCCAUCUCAGUUGGUAUUGUUUAUUCAGUCAUUUGGUAUCCCUGUGGCAAGCAUGACCAAGUUGUUACGUGCUUUGGAUGUAGCUGUCAACACAAAUGAUGAGGCCGUUGCAGCAGCAGUGUUAGACAAGAGUCACAAAACUUACAUGGCUCAGCUGGUUGAGGUUCAGCACCAGCGAGGAGCAACAGGUGGCCAUGCCUUUGCAGCAACCCUGGGUGAACGUGAUGACAUGGAUGUUGUAGGAGAACGACCUCCUCACAUACGUCCACUGGUGACCCCCCUCAAGAUCUCUCAGCCACUACACACAGAACUAAGUAAGAGUGAAGUACAGUCUUUUGUGCUACAGUGCUUCACCAUUGAUGUACUUCACCGAGAACACAAGAAACAGGUGCAAGAUACGAUGCGAGUGUUGCAGCGUCACUUUAGCAGGGAGAUUAGUAGACAUGACCCAGAUGGACCUUACAUAAAUGAGUUCCUCAGUAGCCUCAAUGCUAUAAUGCAGUCUGUGCAACAUGCUUCAAAUUUUGUGGCUGGGCUACACGACCACUAUAUCCACUCAGCUUCACUGUUCCGAUUGCUUAAGAACUUGCAUAACAAGAAGGGAUGUGAAAAAUUGUAUAGUCUCACUUGCCAGCUAGUUGCCAUUAUCUUGAGGAUGGCACCUGAAAGGGUAUCUCCCUUAACACGUGUUCUUCAGUCUUUCAACAUCGAAGAAAUUCAGUGUAAAGAAGUAAAGAAAAAGGAACCACAGGCAGAAAUUGACAUAUCUUCUACUCAAGUGGUUUUGCUUCACUUGGCUGCCACACAGCCAAAUAAUUUAGAAAAAGAGAUCUGUCAUGUUGUGGGAUGUGCCAUGAAAGAUGGAAAGAUGGCACCUGUAGUUGGUGCUCUGUCACAACUCUUGUUGACUGGUGUCUCAGUAAAACACGAUGAGGAGGUUCAAGUUGGUGCUAGUACAGCUACUGCCCUUUUGUUAGACUGGUUACAGGUGUUGGACCCUGAGUUGGAAAAAGGGUGUGAUCAACUACAGCAAAUUCUGCUUUUCAAAAAGCGAGGUGGUACUGAACGUAAGGAAGGUGGUUAUAGUCAGGCAUACCUCCUGGCUGCCUUUACACAUCAAGCAAGAUGGGACACACUAGAACAUUGUGUACGUGCACUUCUCCAUGUUCAUAGUCCAACAUUGGAUCCUGCAGCAGUUUUGGGAUUUGUCUGGGCUGUGUUGCACGUGCCCAAAUUAUGGCAGGGUAGGGAACGUCGUACACCUCGCCAUGCUCCCCGAGAAACUUUAGUGUCAUUUAGUGCCUCAGAAAUUGUUCAUCUAUCUCAGUACAUGAUAGCAGAAUGCCAAGCAGCUAUAGAAGCAGCACGUGGUACAGCAUCUUUAGAAACCCAUUUGCCUUUACUACUUCAUUAUUUAGAUGACUCACCUUCUUCAGUUCAGGCUGUUGCAGAACAUUUGGCCGAAGUUUCUCAAGGGACAGAUUCAUGUGGACAAGCAGCUGGACAUCUGCUUUAUCAUCUUUACCUGAGGAUGCCGCGAAUAAUAUCGUAUUUAGUACCAGGUACAAUAAAUAGGGUUGUAUUAGCUGGUGCAUCUGGAGGCAGAGCUCAGGAAAGUGGGGCAGAUGUUGCAUUACACACACUCCUUACCAUGCUUGCUUCACCUCAGCCAGGUAAAGAGUUUCUCCGACGCAUGUGCGAUUUGGAGUUUGCAGUUCGAAAACAGGCUGCAUCUCAUCCACUGAUAGUACUACGUCAUCUUCCUUUGCUGGCUGCUUCAUUAAAAGGCACAAACCACUUGCAUUUUACAGCAUUGCGAACUAGCAAUUACCUAGAGUUGUUUUCAAUGGUACUGGGUGUAUUAGAGCUCCUGCAGCCUCUGCUAUUUGCACCUCAACAUCAUUCAGCACUAACUCCAACAUUAGAUAGCUUUAUGGCUUUAUUUAAGGCACAUCCUAUCAUCCAAGAUCUUGACCAUUUACUGGUAAGAUUCUCAUGCCUUCUGAUGGAGUGGGUAGGUUGUCAGGGUGGACCAGCUGGGGCUUACUUAUGCUCUCACUCCAACUUAUUAGCUACGCUGCAGAUUCAUCACCCUGAUAUUGCUGCUGUUCGCUCUCUGGCUGCUAUUGCUGCAGCUCGUGGCAUGGAUCAGCCCAAAGAAUCUGCUUCAAAUCAGAUUUGUGGUUCAGAUCCCAGUUUGUCAUUUGGGGGUUUCCAUGGCCCAAUGCCACCACCAUGGAUAAUGUCCCAAGUUGAGGAACUCCAAGCUAGAUUGGAGGCUUCACGAUUCCCAGAAGAUCAGCUAGAGAUUCUCAAGAAAAUUAUUGACUUGCCACUUCCCUGGGUCAAUGCUGCCCUGCCAUCUUUCACACAUACAUUUUGUGAAGGAAUUGUCAGUGAACAUAAAGAUGUUAGCCGUUUAUGCUGGGAAUUAGUUGCUCGUUUGUUACACCAGCGUCCUGCUUUGGGCGGCCGUGUUGGCCAAGCUGUGCUUAGUGCCCUAAAGAGUGAAGAUAGUGGUGUGAUAGAGACUGCCUUGGAACAUCUCCCUGAAGUCAUUUUACUUUUGCAUGAUCAAGCAGUUGACCUAAUGAGUACAGCAUUUAUUUCUACACUGACAGCCUCAUCCAGUGCUACAGCUUGUCUUAGUGAAGCUCUGACUUUGCUUCACCUACACACAGGAGCAUAAAUAUUUUGCUGUUUUAGCUAGUGGAAAAGUGAUCAGUAGAGAGUUAGGAUCAAGAUUCAUGUGUACAAUAAUAUUUUUUAUUUUUAUUUAUCGGUGGGAUGUGGCCAGUUUGUUGAAAGAAGAAAGAUCUUUAUUUAUAAAAAUUCAUGUAGUUCAUGAUACUGGUGAGGGGUCUCUUGAUCCAAGGAAUUGAACCUGACUUCCUCCCUUCUUGGAUCAAACCAGAUUUUCUCUCAUUUUCGUAGGUGAUGUAUGACCUCAGAAUCUAGUUCCUUCUGCAACAUCCCCUGCCCAUGAUUGUAAUAAUAAUUUGUUGAGUGUGUUUACUUACAGUUUUAAGUAAAAUUAAUAUGUAUUGUAGGGCUCACACAGUGCCUGGGGAAUGCGAGGCAAUCAAGCUUGAUUCAAGGAAGAAAAAAUCAAGUCUGGUUCCUUAGGUCAAGGUACCAUUCACCCCUUGAGAGGUAUUACAAAAUAAUACAUUGUAAAAUACAGAACUGAAAAAUAAGGUUGAGCAAAAGGAGCAUAAAGGAAAGUGUUUAUAGAAGCAGUUUUUGUGCGAGUUAAAAACUAUGUAGCUGAAACACUAAUGAUUGUAGUGUGUGUAAAAUAGUGUAGCUGUUAACUAAAAAUAUACUGUUACUAUAUACAU